AUCCUUCCUAGGAGAUGCUGCAGAAUGCACCUCGGUUGCAAGGCUGACAUGGCAGCGAGGAUUAAUGCCUUCUCUUCUGCCUGCUGUGCUCCGAAUCUAUUAGACGCUGCUGUCAGUAUGUAAAUGCUCUGCCUGACAUAAACCUACUACUGCACCUCCCGUCUCUCGCUUCCAUCUCUAAGCAUUGCAUCGCAGUUUCUCAGCCGGCAUUUUCACCGUGCAAAAGACCAACUUGAUCUAAAAAAAAAAAAAAACUGUGAAAGGCUGCGUGAUCGUAUUAAUCUUGCUUUUAAUUCUGUCCUGUAUUUACCCGGCUGAAUAAUGUAUGCUGUAUUGUUAAUUAAUGUGAAUAUCAAAUUAAAGCGCCUGAAAACUAAUAUGCUCGCCAUGCAGGUAGGAGGAAUGGAAAAAAAAUCUAUUUUUAACUCCUGCAUCGCACUGUAGCUCGCCUCUUCUAUGCGGAAGUUCGGGCUAAGCAGCUGGUUCUCCGGGGGAACAGAGAAGUGGCCCUUUGCAGUGGUCAGUCCUGCCGUUAUUUGCACAAAGCUGCGGAUCAAUGAGACACAGCAGGAGUAAAACCCGGAGGUGGAUUCUCAUUGCUACCAAGAUCCGUUCCUCUCCAAUGGAAAAUCCACUUCUCGUGAAUCUCAGCCGUUCGAGCUGCUGUACAGCUGAUUUUACCGACGACAGCUCUUCAUCCCCAUGAAGCGUGGACCGAAUAAAAAAAAAAGGUUUCUUUUUAUUCUUCCAUAACUGCGCCGCACGCAGGAAGAUGGAAAGUAUUUUGUGUGUUGACAGUCCCUUAAAUGGUUCCUAGAGAUUUCCAUGCCUAAGUCAGAAUGUGCACUUCCGAAGACCUAGCAGAUUGUCUUCACGGAGAGAGUCUUCUCUGCAGUCUAAAUGAUCAGCGCAUGCAAGGUUUCUUGUGUGAUGUCACCAUCGUGGUUGAGGACACCAAAUUCAAGGCUCAUAGGAAUAUAUUGGCAGCCUCAAGUCUGUAUUUUAGGAAUCAGUUCCGGAGCCAGAGCAUCUUAAUACAAGGACAUGUCUUGGAACUAACAGAUUUUAAAGCCGACACGUUUACAGAGAUACUGAAUUUUAUUUACAGCUCAAAGAUUGCAGUAAAGAAAAAGGAGAUGCUUAGCGAUCUUGCAGAUGCAGGUAAAAAACUGGGAAUAACAUUUUUAGAAAAUAUUAAAACUUCCAAAAAAUGUUCAUCUGUCACAUGCUCAACAGAAACUGAGGGAACAUUACCGCCCGCGAAUUAUCGAGGAGAGAAUGGUAUGAAAUCAGAAACUGUAGAUAAAAAGGGAGAUGACCCUGCAGUUGCUAGUGGACCAAGAAUCACCAAUGCAUUUUCCAUUCUGGAAACGGAAGUCAAUGGAUUUUCUCCUCUUGACUUGAGAGCAAAUUUUAAGAAGACUAACGGCCCUUCUGAAGGAGAGAAUGAUAAAAGUAACUGUGAUAAUGGUGUCUGCAGCGAUGGCGAGCCUGUUAAUACCUUGGCUGAGCAUUCUUAUGCAGUGUCUCCUGGGGAUGCUCCAUAUAAGAGAGACUCUGUGUUUGAUCACAGCAAAAAGCUUAAUCAUGUAGGGGAUAGUGAAAGCACCACACCAUGUACAGUUCCUGGUAUCCAAGAACCGUCAUCUACUGGCAAUAUGCCUGUGAUAGAACCUCAGCGUUUUAUGCCCCAAACCAUAGUCCAGAGCAGUGCUUCAACAAAUAAUGUUAGCUGCUCAACAGACCAAACAACCAACCCUUCUGAUUUCUAUAGCCAAAGGGAAAAUGAAAGCCUCCAACUGCCACUUCCACCAAGUAACCCACCUGUCCCUCAGUCUUUCCGUGAAAAUGCACUUUAUCGACUUCCUAAAAGGCCUCAUGAGACAUUUAGCUGCAAGAAUUGCAGCAAAGAGUUUGCACAUUUCAAACGCUUACAGAGACAUGAACAAAUCUGUUUCAAAGUGGUUCAUACAGAAAAAGAUAUGAGGUUUCACAGCAGCCAUUCACAGGUUACAUCAGCUGAUGGAGCCUCGGACCAGAACGGCCUUCCGCAUGGCUCUUCAAUGGCAACGGACCAUUUUGUGAAGAUAGUAGAUGGUAAAAUAUUCUAUGUUUGCAUUGUGUGCAAGAGAAAUUAUGUUACCCUUUCAAGUCUUCGACGUCAUUCAAAUGUCCACUCCUGGAGGAAAUCUUAUCCUUGCCAUUAUUGCAGCAAAGUUUUUGCCCUAGCAGAAUAUCGAACUAAACAUGAAAUUUGGCAUACAGGGGAUCGACGGUAUCAGUGCAUAUUCUGCCUGGAAACUUUUAUGACUUAUUACAUCCUUAAAAAUCAUCAAAAAUCUUCUCAUGGAAUUGAUCCAAGGUUAGGUGUGAGCAGUAAAGCAAACAAUAGAGGCCUGAAAUCUAGCAUCUAUCCCUACAAACUAUAUCGACUUUUGCCAAUGAAGUGUAAAAGGGCUUCCUUGAAUAGCUCUAGAAAUGACUCCACAGAACAGCCUGGAAUCCAUUUCCAAGGACAGAAUUCCUUUAACAUGGCCACUGUUGUUCAAAAUCCAAUGAUCUCUCAGCCGUUUGCUUUGGAAAACCAGGAAAGCUUUGCUUGUACACUAGACCCAGCAUCACAAAAUGCUGCAACCACAAACCAGGACUCUUGGUCAUUUAACAUAAUACAGUGUGAUAAAAAUGCUAAUGUUUUACCUGCCCUGAAUUUGAGCUCUUCCAGUGAAGUUUUAGACUCCAUGCCGAAAGAAUGUGACAGUGAAGCCUGUUCUUCUUAUACUGAUAGUCAAAGUAUUCCUUCUGUUAUCAACACUAGCAAGUCGGCACCUUCUGUGAUUAUGCACAGCAGUAGGGUAUCUUCUGUGAUAAUGCAUGGAAAUGCUGUGACCGGAGGUACAGCCACAAAUGGAAUUGGAUGGAAACAGAGUAGAACCAUUGUAUCACCAGAAAGAGAAGAUACUCAUCAGGGAAAUAAUGUUGAAGCUACACAGACAAAGUCCACAAGUCAGGAAGAGCAAUCAGAAAAGAGCAGGGCAAGAGAAUCUCACCAGGAGAGGCAAGAAUACAUACAACCUGCCACUUCAUAUAAAAAGAACAAAAGCGUAAUUAAGGAAGGAAAUAAAACAGAAACGUACAUUGCAAAACCAGCGUUACCUGGAACUCUUGUAAACAGUGGCAUUGCGCCUCUUUGCCAGAUCACAGUCAAAAUUGGAAGUGAAGCUUUGGUGAAAAGACAAAUCUCUGGUUCAUCACUGUUUUUUAGGAAAAACGGAAGACCAAGGCAUUCUGAGCCCAAACCAGAGAAAGUAAGGCAAGAAUCGGAUGAAGACAAGAAAGAGAGGAGCUCCAUUCGACUCCGUAAAUCAGAAUGUAUUCAGAUGGAAGAGAUGUGUGAUGACGCUAGUGACCAGGAUGUGUCUGACAAACCAUGGCGACCUUACUAUAACUACAAACCUAAAAAGAAAUCUAAGCACUUUAAGAAAUUUAGAAAACUUAAGAAAAAGAAAAAACACAGCCGACCUAGAUUUGUCGAGGAGGAUAUCAGCGAAGAAGAGAAGGAUGUUGAAGUGGACAUUAAAUGUUCUUCUAGAGAUGCUGAAGAUCAAGAAGAUAGAGAGGAGAAACCUCUGGAGACUGAAGAUUACAAAGACCAUGAAAAAACUGAUAGGGUGGAGGAAAUGGCUGCAGCACAGUGGCAACUGGACAGCAAACCGUUUUUUUGUGAACUGUGUCAAAAAUCUUUUCGGAAUCUUUCAACAUUAAAAGUGCACAUGCGAUGCCACACGGGGGAGAAGCCCUAUCCUUGUAAGACAUGUGGAAAGUGCUUCUCCUUCCCAGGGAAUUUAAACAAACAUGAACGCAUCCACCAGACUGUAAAGAACUUCACGUGUCAGUACUGCAACAAGUCUUUUAUGUUACAUGAAACUCUGAAGAAGCACGAGAGGAUUCACACUAGGGAAAAAACAUAUGACUGUCAGUUUUGCUCCCAGCAGUUCCUAUAUCUUUGUACAAAAAAUAACCAUGAGCAAAAACAUUUAGCAGAACAGAGCGUCAAAGGCUUUGUUUGUUUCCAUUGUUCUAAAGUCUGCAAAACCGCUGCAGCUCUUGGGAUGCACCAAAAAAAGCACUAUCUUAAGGGUCUAAAGCAUAAAGAGCAUAAAGACUUUUCACCUUCUACAGGCGACAUAGGAAGCUGGUGUAAUGUUGCCAGUGCUACUAACAAAGAAUCCAAUAUUGUCGGAGAAAGAAGUUCCCUGAAUGUGCCUGAAAGUUUUCCCCCUUCCUUUGAUGACUGCGAGGCUCCGUUGUUGUCUUUUAACAACAGUGUUACAGAAGUAAUCCCCCAGAAUGUUAAUGCUGCAAGUCUCGUGGAGAAUGUAAAUGAAAUUGGAGAAAGCGAUAGCCAUUUCAUGACUCCAGCGCCACCUCCGACUGGAUUAAACAGCAGCGUGCUGAUCGAGGCCCCGAGAGGCUGGAAGCACUGGAAAACAAGACAGUACAACUUAGAGGAAAGCAUGAACUCUGAUCAUUCGUCUUUGAAAGAGAGUACUAAGACUUUCACCGAAUUAAAGACAAUGACUAGUUUUGAGACUCCAUUUGUCCCGUAAAGGACCGAGACGGGAUACGGCAAACUGUUUUGUUAACCCCUUUGCUGCCACAGGGCAACCGCAGGUCCCAUUGCAGCAAAAAUGGUUAAACUAGUCAAAAGUUAAUAAAAAGUUUAGUGUUAAUAAGUGUUAAUUUCCUCAGCUGUACAUCCAAGCACCAGUCCUGUGUAGAAAAAAAAAAACUGCUUAUAAUGUGUUUUUGAGAGCAGGUAACACCUUCUGUGCAGAUUAUAGUAUAAUAUACGUUUAUUAAAGCAGCAGUCAAUGGUGGGAAUUUAUGCAUUCUGAUUUCAGAAAGUCACAGAAUAGGAUUCAAUAGUCUCAAUCAUUUUGCAACAUUUUGCAUAUUUUGACACCACUCUAGUUUUGGAAAGUGAAUGUGGAUAGCCUGUCGAAGUCGCAAUAAUUGUCACACUGUGCAGCAACAUCUUAAGACAGAAGUGUUAGACUUGAAGGGGCUGUGCAGCUAGUAAUAUUGAUCACCUAUCAUUAGGAUAGGUCAUCUAUAUCUGAUUGGUGGGGGUCUUACUCCCAGCACCCCUGCUGAUCAGCUAUUUGAAGAGGAGGCGGUGCUUCAAGGGACACUGCUUCCUCUUCAAAAUUACACUGCUUGUCAUCUCGAUGGCAGCAGCAGCGCAGUGUAAUUACAAAUACUGGUUACAUACAAGUGAAUGGAACAAGCACUUGUAAUUACACUGUGCCGCCGAAAUUUCCCAAGACGACGCGCAGUGUAAAUUUGAGGAGGUAGUAGCGCUAGCACAAGCGCCGCCUCCUUCAAACAGCUGAUUGGCGAGGGUGCUGGGAGUCGGACCUCGAUUGAUCAGAUUGAUCCUGAGGAUAGGUAAUCAAUAUUACUGGCUGCACAGCCCCUUUAAAGUUUCACCACAUCAUGCAACAUUUGACGAAUCGGGCACAGUUUACAGCAACACAGUCUCCUGUGACACUGUUUUUAAAUAUUCCCCUCAUGAUAAAUCUCCCCCCAAUGUGUUUUUCUACAUACAUGUUGUGGGUUCAGCUCAGCCCAUAGAAAUUCUCUUACCGUUCAUUGUACACCAGAUUGAGGGUUUCCAUGUUCCCCAUAAAUGUAAAAAUGAUGUGACGUUUAGCACCUGACAGCACUUUCCUGUAAUGGUAUGACAGCUGACCGCCCAGCUCGUGCUGAUGUUGUAGUGCCGUUAUCUAUAGGCUACAACUGUGUGGACUGCUUCUUUUAAUACCAUAUAUUAUGCUACAUUUAGUAGAAACUGUACAGUAUAUUUUCUAUUGUAUUUAGUGUAUUAUUUAGGAAAUAGCUCACUGCAGCCAGGACAAAAGAAAAAAAACAAUGUGUAUCUUCAAAAUCUGAAUCACACAUAAUAUGUUAUAGUGAAUUAUACUGUUAACACAAAAUAACUAUUUGUCAUCAUUUCUCUAAAAACUGCAUUCUUUAGACUUUAACAUUCUUCAGUGUUGUACUGGUCGUUGGCGCAUGAGCAACAUUUAUCAUUAUGCACGGGAUAGGUGAUCGGUGGGGGUCUGACUGCUUGGACCCUUACCUAUCACGAGAACGGGGGUCGUUGGUCGUGCAUGCACACUAUGUUCAGUCUAUUGGACUGACAGAGCCUAGUACAGCACUCAUUUGUCUUCAUCAGCCCUAUAAACAGUAUAUGUUGUAGUAGUGUGCAUGCAUGACUAUUGCUUUGCACAGAUGGCCCCCCCCAUUCUUGUGAUUGGUGGGGAUCCCGGGAGUCAGACCUCCAGCGAUCAUAGAGUUAUCAUUAUCCAGCAGAUAGGUGAUAAAUGUUGUUUGUGAGCCAACCCCUUUAAUAAUUUUUUUUUUUUGCCUUUUUUUUUUUCUAAGAUUGUGCCUGAAAGAACCGGAAAGAAUGGAAGAUAAUUUUAUCUAUGCAACCAAAGGAUAUUUCUUUUUCAUUGCAUUUUUUGUGUUAAAUUUGCCAUAAGCCUAAGUAUUUUUUGCACAUUUCAGCAAAUCCUAAAAUCCCAUGGCCUGUUGUGUAUCAGUCUUGGCUUCCUUCAGGCUAUUAUAACAGUCUCCAGUCUAUUUGGGUUGGCGAUUUUCCUUCCCAUUUUCCCCCCAGUCAUGGGGUUCCUUGUUUCUAAAAGCAGGGAGAUGAAGUAAGUGAGCUGGGACUGUGGACUUACACCUAACCCCAUGUCAGCGAUAAAGACUUGGAGGGUAGUGAGAGCUUAAAUAUUCAGGUAAAACCAAUUUCUCCCUGUUUUUUUUUUUUAAAUCAAACCAUUUUUAUUGACUUUUAUAGUUAGAAAUAACAGUACAACAAGUACAAUACAAUGACUCCCCUGAAACCCCUUCCACCCUCCCCUCCCUCCUCCAUGCAGUGUCCUCCCCCACCCCAGCAGACACAAUUUCUCCAUGUUUGACUGGGUACCAGUCAUGUUGAACCCGCUUUCCAAUCUGCAGGCAGCAUGUUAUAGAUUAGGAGGAGCUGAGCAAAUUAAUGUAUAGUUUUGUAGAAUAUUCAGUGUACAGUAUUUUAUUCAGUGAAAUCCCUAAUAGCGCUGGGUCUAUGAGUCUAGUCUAGUGGAAGGUCCUACUCACUGAUUGACUACCCUAUAUGUAUACUCUUGCAAGGCAGACUGUGAUGCAUUCAGUGACUCUCUUCACCAGAUUUAUGAGCCCAAAUUGAUUUAUUCAUUCAUUAUUUAAAUGAAUAAAUUAUUAUUUAAAGGCUAUGAACACGUUCAGGGGCACAUUUUUUUAUGUACGAUUGAAUUUUAUUCAUUUUGGGCUAAAGUAAUUUUUUCAAUUAGUCUUUACUAAAAAAAAAUCUGCAGUUUUUGUUCUACAGAGUAGCUUCAGUCUAUCUGCAGAGGAUCUUACUUUCAGUUUCUCAGUGAAUCUGUGAGGUUGCUGCUGUGAUGGCUGGAUGUAAAGCCCUUAUCUCUGAACUCCUGACAGAUCUUAAACACUCAUUUUCAUUCAUAUUCUUAUCAGUCUUAUAAGAAUUUAGCUAUAAUGUGUGUUUAUGACCUGUCAGAGAUCUGGUGAGCGCUGCAGCUUCCCAAAACAGCUGAUCGGCGAGGGUGCUGGGACUUGCAUCCUGCUGAUGUAAUAUUGAUGACCUAUGCUGUGGAUAGGUCAUCAAUAUUAUUUCCCGGAUAACCCCUUUAACCCUUUAUAAUAAAAAGUGCUGACAUUUUUUAAUAAAGACCAAUUGAAAAAUAUAUUUUCAGCCCAAAAUGGCCCCCAUGGUGUUCAUAGCCUUUACGUCUUAUGCAUAUUGUCAUAUUAUGGCUCUUUACCACCUCUGAGUUGUAUGGAGCCAUAAUACAAGAAUUUAUAUAGAGGCAUAUAGAUUAUUUCUUCUAGGGGAUAUCUGAAAUAUGGUUCUGCUGUUUGCUUGAGGUUUUGAAUCCAAUCUGUUACUACAAAACGGUAUAUCAAUCUGACCCUCCAACGCUAUAACAUAAUGCACACAGAUAAGACAGUAUGUUCAGCGUGAUGGGUUUUCGUUAAAGGUAAUGGCAUUUAGGCCACUUUCACAUUGUCAGUAUUUGGUCAGUAUUUUUUACCACUAUUUGUAAAGCCAAAACUCGGAGCAGGUCCAAAAGAUAGAGGCACAAAUAUUUUCUUGAUACUUUGCAGUUUCUAGUCUUGGUUUUGGCUUGCAAAUACUAAUGCUAAAUACUGACUGGUCUUAUAAUUCAGUAUCUUGAGUCCUAACUUUAUCAAAGAUAUGAUGGCAUAUUUAUUGCAUAUUUAUGGUUUCACAGAGCCACAAAAGAUAUUCCAUGUUAACUUUAUUUGCCCCACACUAUAGAACAUUCAGGGAACCUAUUUUUGUAUAUGACAACUAAGCGCACACUUCGAGGAAACUUCAUUUAACAAACCCUAGAUGACUGCCUUUUUAUUAUUGUUAUCUAAAAUUUACUAAUUUGCUUAAUUAUGGUAAAUUAUGGCAAUACCAUGUCUUGCAUGUGACCUCAAUGUUUCCCUAUGGGGGA
Bufo bufo (common toad) is the source of this 8573-nucleotide messenger RNA. RefSeq names its product zinc finger and BTB domain containing 38 (gene ZBTB38). Gene Ontology annotation, molecular function: DNA-binding transcription factor activity, RNA polymerase II-specific; protein binding; RNA polymerase II cis-regulatory region sequence-specific DNA binding. The coding region runs from base 840 to 4607 and encodes 1255 amino acids. NCBI's taxonomy places the organism in Eukaryota, Metazoa, Chordata, Amphibia, Anura, Bufonidae. The record is from RefSeq and is a predicted model, not a curated record. Gene Ontology annotation, cellular component: nucleus. Gene Ontology annotation, biological process: regulation of transcription by RNA polymerase II. The transcript has 2 exons.